AUGGAUAAGAUGAAUAUGCAUUUAUUGAUACAUAUUUUAUACAUUCAUUUCAACGCUGUACUUCAAGCGCACCUUGCAGGGAAUGAUUAAAACCAACGUCAAGAUGUAGAAAUUGUAAAUGUGGCACAUUGAUUGAAUAUAUGUUUAAACAUUCUGCUGCUUUUGAUCACAAAGUGCAAAAAAUAUGGAGAACAUUUAUACACUAUGGAGCGACGAAAACCGCCAAUAUCACAGCCCGACACAGUUUCUCCCACUAGUACCGUUAACAUUUUUAGCGAUAGCGAUGAGAUGUAUUAUACAAACAUUUUUAAUAAAACCAAUGGGAAUCUACUUAGGAAUACCACCAGACCUACCUGCUUAUCCCAGUGUUCUAUUAGAAAAGACUUCCAAACCCAGUAAGCUGACAAGAUUCACGACGAGCUGUAAAAAACUAAUAUGGUAUUCCUUUAUCUGGACAUUUGGAGUGGCAGUUUUAUGGAACAAGCCUUGGUUAUGGGAUAUUAAUGCAAGUUGGACCGAUUUCGGGAACGAUCCAGUCACCAUAGAUCUAUUUCUCUAUGGUAACUUAACUGUAUUGUACUACAGCUCAGAGCUCUUAAGUCAAUUGUUUCUAGAUGUGAGACGCAAAGACUUUUGGAUUAUGUUUAUACAUCACAUCACAGCGAUUGCAGUCGUUGCCAUCAUCUGGAUUUUUAAACUACAUCGAAUAGGCUCUUUAGCUCCUCUUCUGCACGACGUUAAUGAUAUCAUUGUGGAACUGUCAAAGUGUCUUAAGUGUUUGAAGUAUCCUAAGUGGCCUGAAAUAUUCUUUGAAUUUUUUGCUAUUUCCUGGGUAAUAACCAGAUUAAUAAUUCUACCGUUUUGGUAUAUACGAGCUUGUUUAGAGGACUCCCAAGGUGCUUUAUCACAAGCCUCUGUAUAUUACGUGUGGAAUGGGCUUUUCCUGGUUCUAAUGUUUCUACACUGUAUUUGGACUGUUAUGAUUUUUAAGGUAAUUAGAAUGAUUAUUCAAAGUGGCUCUGCGGUGGAUAUUCGAUCUAGAAGUGAAAGUUGUUCCGAAGAGGAAUCAGACAAGGAUGAUUAAUUGUAUACUUAUUUUUGUUAAUGUUAAUCUGUUAUUUAAACUGUUAUUUUUAUAAACAAUUAUAUUUUUAUAUACAUUUUA
Diabrotica virgifera virgifera (western corn rootworm) is the source of this 1165-nucleotide messenger RNA. RefSeq names its product ceramide synthase 6. Bases 185 to 1084 code for a protein of 299 amino acids. Gene Ontology annotation, cellular component: membrane. Gene Ontology annotation, molecular function: sphingosine N-acyltransferase activity. The record is from RefSeq and is a predicted model, not a curated record. NCBI's taxonomy places the organism in Eukaryota, Metazoa, Arthropoda, Insecta, Coleoptera, Chrysomelidae. The transcript is spliced from 3 exons. Gene Ontology annotation, biological process: ceramide biosynthetic process.